Molecule: messenger RNA, 594 nt
Organism: Drosophila takahashii
Lineage: Eukaryota; Metazoa; Arthropoda; Insecta; Diptera; Drosophilidae
Gene: Archease
Product: protein archease
Biological process (GO): tRNA splicing, via endonucleolytic cleavage and ligation
Cellular component (GO): tRNA-splicing ligase complex
Source: RefSeq, a predicted model, not a curated record
GGUCAUACUGUGCGGUUGCUGGUUUGUUUAUAGUUAUUUAGCGGCCAAUUUUGCGUUAAUUUAAGUUAUAUAGCAAUAAUGGAGGUGGAAUUUAGCAAGGAGAACUUUCUUCUGCCGGAGGUGAAGUACGAGUACCUGGAUCACACGGCGGAUGUGCAACUUCACAGCUGGGGAACGAGUCUGAAGGAGGCGUUCGAACAGUGUGGAGUGGCCAUGUUUGGAUAUAUGACCGAGCUGGAUUACGUGUCCGUGGAGCAGUGCUUCGAAAUAGAAGCGCAGGGCGAUGAUCUGGAGGGACUACUCUUCCACUUUCUCGACGAGCUGCUCUUCCUGUUCUCCGCCGAACCAUAUCUGGUAUGCAAAAAGCUGGAGAUAACCAAGUUCGAUUUGGAAUCCUUCGAGAUCUCCUGCCGUUGUUACGGGGAACCCUUCGAGCUGGGAAAACAUCCGCAGGGCACCGAGGUGAAGGCAAUCACGUACUCGGCCAUGCAAAUCGUUCAGGACGCGGAGGCCAGCAACUACGAGGUGUUUGUGAUAAUUGACAUUUGAUCCAGCAGCGGUCGCCGGGAAUUAAAUGUGACUGUUCUGUUUCAA